Ixodes scapularis (black-legged tick) is the source of this 3248-nucleotide messenger RNA. It is a transcript of the gene Pdhb, whose product is annotated as pyruvate dehydrogenase E1 component subunit beta, mitochondrial. Lineage: Eukaryota; Metazoa; Arthropoda; Arachnida; Ixodida; Ixodidae. Gene Ontology annotation, biological process: pyruvate decarboxylation to acetyl-CoA. The record is from RefSeq and is a predicted model, not a curated record. The transcript is spliced from 2 exons. Gene Ontology annotation, molecular function: pyruvate dehydrogenase (acetyl-transferring) activity. Bases 212 to 1312 code for a protein of 366 amino acids.
AACCAUAUUCGCCGUCUGCCGUCUGAUUCCGUAGGUUAUUUUUCUCGGUGUUCCGCAUAGGUUAUCGCGACCAACCUGGAGCACCUAGCCGUGUUCAAUUUGACCCGGUCGACCACGAGAACCAUCGUGGUCUCAAGUCCGCCUCGAGUGCCAGUGCCCGCGAGAUUCUGCCCUCGCAUCGACCUUCAUCGGCACCUCCGAUAGUACGACCAUGGCUGCAGUUCGAAGUAUCGUGACCGUCCCCAGCCGCCUGCGCCUCGGCUGGCGAGCCCCGGGCCUGAAUCGACGGUCCCUAAGCACGUCGCGAACUCUGGGCGCCCAGAUGACCGUCCGCGAUGCCCUCAACGCCGCAAUGGACGAAGAGAUGGAGCGCGACGAACGGGUCUUCCUGAUGGGCGAGGAAGUUGCCCAGUACGACGGCGCCUACAAGGUCAGUCGCGGUCUGUGGAAAAAGUACGGCGACAAGCGAGUCAUCGACACCCCCAUCACCGAAAUGGGCUUCGCCGGGAUCGCCGUCGGAGCCGCCUUCGUCGGGCUGCGCCCCAUCUGCGAGUUCAUGACGUUCAACUUCUCCAUGCAAGCCAUCGACCACGUUGUCAACUCCGCCGCCAAGACCUUCUACAUGUCGGCCGGGAACAUCGCGGUUCCCAUCGUGUUCCGAGGUCCCAACGGGAACGCAGCGGGCGUCGCGGCCCAGCACUCGCAGUGCUACGCCGCCUGGUACGGCCACUGUCCCGGCCUCAAGGUGAUCUCUCCGUACAACUCGGAAGACUGCAAGGGACUCCUCAAGGCCGCCAUCCGGGACCCGGACCCGGUGGUCUUCCUCGAGAACGAGCUCAUGUACGGCAUUUCGUUCGAGGUGCCCGACGAAGUCAAGAGCAAGGACUUCGUCCUGCCCAUCGGCAAGGCCAAGGUUGAGAGGGCCGGGCAGCACGUCACCCUGGUGUCGCACUCCAAGGCGGUCGGGACCUGCCUGGACGCGGCGCAGGAGCUGGCCAGCGUCGGCAUCGACUGCGAGGUCAUCAACCUGAGGAGCAUCCGGCCCUUGGACGACCAGGCCAUCCAGGCGUCGGUGAUGAAGACCAACCGGCUGGUGACCGUCGAGAACGGGUGGCCGCACUUCGGGAUCGGGGCUGAGAUCUGUGCCAGAAUCGUCGAGAGUCCCGCCUUCGACUACCUCGACGCACCGGUCAUCAGGGUGACCGGGGCGGACGUACCCAUGCCCUACACGGCGUCCCUCGAGGUCGAGGCCGUGCCUACCGUCGCGCACGUCGUGCUCGCCGUCAAAAAGAUGCUGAAUGUGGCGCAGUGAAUGACUGUUGCUGGAGGACUGAGGACCGGGCUCGCCGUGAAAGAAGCCAAGACAAAAAAUAAUCGGCUUGUUUUGAUGAGAACUCGUGUGGGGAUUCAAGUCUGCUGAAACAUGAUGCCCCUUCACAUAUCUAGGGUGUAGUUUACGCGGCAUUUCUGCUACACUUCGACAUGUCUUUGCCGGGUGGUCUUGAUGUGGCCCAGCACAUAAAAAAAGAAAAUAUCUUAUUUCUUGCAAUUUAUUUUGCAAGUUGCCAUUCUACAUCUUUUUAUGUAGGAAGACUUUAGCAUGUUAUAGUCAGUGACAAGGUGAGAACGGCAAGGAGGAGUGUCAGUUGUCCCUCACCCAGCGCGUGAGCUUCCUACUUUCGACCCCUGAAGGCAUGGAGCGCGUGCUGGAGGCCUUGGGAAACACGCCCUGCCGCUCUCAUUCUGUUUGUGACCCUUUCUGAGCAAUACUUUCCUGGAUAUGUGCAUAUAUCUGUUUUGCAGUUCAUCUUCUGUAAUGACAAAGGAAAACUAUAGAGCAUUCGUUUUCUAUUUAGUCACAAAGAAAUGGCCUGUGCCUCGAGAAUUUCAAUUCAAUUGCUUAAACAGCUCACCUUGCUCAUUCAUAUGCACGACAGCUAUACCUAGGUUUGUUUAUUUGCAGAUUUAGUUUUGCGAAAAAGGGGGAGGGGAAAUCAAAAUCGGAUUUUUUGACGAUUUCAGGAUACAAGCUGCACAUUUCUUCAGGGUGAAGGAAAAAUUUUACUUUAUUACCAGCAAAGACGAGUCACUUGACCAUAUUUUACAUGCAAGAUGUUCUCAGCUGGUGGUCCAGAUAGCCCUUACCUGACUUCUACUGCAAUUUACACUGUAAACGACUGAUAUAUGACAAUUUGUUUUUUGUGGAUAGACAAGUAACUGAGCUACCUAACCAUAGUAAUACAGUUGUGUCUCGUUAAUAUGAACCCUGUUAUUACGAAAAUUGGGGGGAACUGUGGUGUCCAUAUUAACGAGACCCAAUGACCAGCUUAUUUCCAAUUGCGGAAUUUCAUUUCCAUUAUAUAUUUUUAAAUAAAGUACCGUAAAUUUUGCAAAGUAAUGUGGAGCGCAAGUUCGUCUGCUUUUGCAGGGGCUGUGGUGACGUCGGAAUGCCAGGCCCUGAUUGGCUCUGCUUGAAGGAUAGUGGGUAGACCUCAAGGCAGCUUGCUUUGAGGUCUACCCACUUUCCUUCACUCGGAGCCAAUCAGAACUCUGCGUCUUUCUGACGUCACUGCAACCCCAGCAAAAGAAUCAGACGACUUGCUCUCCGCAUAAUGGUACCACAAUUAUAGCCACCUACAGCAGGCACGUAGCCAGGGGAGAGCUCCUCCCCCCCCCCCCCCCCCCCUCGAAAUCUUCCAUUUUGCCGGGGGCCUCCUCUACCCCCUCUCCCUCAUACAAUACCUUGUCAUGGGCGGCCCCCCCGCCCCCGAAACAAAAUCCUGGCUAUGUGCCUGAUCUACAGCAGAUUUCUGCUAUGUAUGGCAUUUUCCAUGUCGAAACAAUUCUGUUAAACUGGUCUAAACAACUUAAAUUUCCUCUUUUUUUUUCUUUUUUUUUGAGGAAGUGGAUUUAGUUUGGUUUUGAUAAAAUAUGUUUAAAGUGCAAAUACCGGCUCAAGUUAUGUUUCAGCCGAAAAUGAGGAACCCUUCUCAGUGUCGCACCUCAUCAAUAAUGUGCUGGAGGGCAACUUAUGAUUGUUUGUUGAGCAUGACCCUUGCAUUAGACGAGUGCAAAAGAGUUGUAAAUUGCUGUUUUGUUUCUAGGAAUGAGUUAAGUGCUGAACUACUUGCCAGUUUGUUGUCUGACUGAGAUGCUGCGUGUCAGCUGUGUGUUGCAGCCAUUAUUUAUUAUAGGUGCAAUAAAUCAAAUAAAUCUGACAAGAGGACACCUUGUUCUUGAAACAAACA